CCCAGGUUUAAGUCGAUGCUCUUCUUGUCGCCUUCAGAAGUGCAGGAGACGUAUGCCAUGGUUGUGUCCAAGGCUGCUGCCCUGAUGGGGAAUGCAGAUGUGGGAAUGCAGUCUGAUGGUAAUGUAGAGGAGGGAGGAAGCACUGAAGAGAGUGGUCCUGCUGAUGACACCAGUGAUGAGGACCGACCACCACACACACCAAAAAAAAGGAGAUCCGCACUUGCAAACCUCCUUGGACAAACAUUCCAGCAUGCCAGAUCUUACCUGACCCCAUCAUCAUCACCUAACUCCAAGGCUAAAAAGGAGGUUCAGCAAUAUCAAGAAUCCUCACCUCUACCACUGUCAGAUGAGCCGUUGGGUUGGUGGAAAUCUGAGGCAUGCAAGUACCCACACCUUGCCAAGCUGGCCCAGAGGUACCUGUGUGUGCCAGGGACUAGCGUGCCAUCAGAGAGAAUCUUUUCUACCACCGGUGACAUAAUCUCUGCUCAGAGGUGUGCUCUUACAUCUGAGCAUGCUGAUCAGUUAGUUUUCCUCAAGAAGAAUAUGCCUUGAUGUGUCCACCGUUUACAGUAACUUAC
Messenger RNA from Megalobrama amblycephala (Wuchang bream), 578 nucleotides. RefSeq names its product E3 SUMO-protein ligase ZBED1-like. Gene Ontology annotation, molecular function: protein dimerization activity. The transcript has 2 exons. Lineage: Eukaryota; Metazoa; Chordata; Actinopteri; Cypriniformes; Xenocyprididae. Bases 16 to 552 code for a protein of 178 amino acids. The record is from RefSeq and is a predicted model, not a curated record.